GUUUUGACAGACCCGGAAAUGCACCAAUAGUUAACCCGAGACGGACGGCUCUGUAUCCGCCUUCGCUGCUCCCUUGUUGAAGGAAGUAAAGUCUGUCAAACAUGAGUUUCCACUACGGCCAGGGCUAUCCAGGAGGAGGUCACCAACAACCAGGUGCUCCGUACGGCGGAGGCAGUGCUCCCUAUGGUCAUCACCAACCCUCUGCACCAUAUGGAGGUGCACACGGGGGUUAUGGAGCUCCAGGUCAUGGAGCUCCAGGUCAUGGAGCUCCAGGUCAUGGAGCUCCAGGUCAUGGAGGGCAGUAUGGGCAUGGACAAGGAGCUGCCCCCGGUGGACCAUACGGGGGUUAUGGGGCACAACCUCAUGGAGGGCAUUAUGGACACCAUGCUCCUGCAGGUAACAUCCCUCCUGGUGUUAACCCAGAGGCGUACCAGUGGUUCCAUACUGUCGACACAGACCGCAGCGGCUUCAUCAGCCCCAAGGAGCUGAAGCAGGCGCUCGUCAACUCCAACUGGUCUGCUUUUAAUGACGAAACCUGCCUCAUGAUGAUCAACAUGUUUGACAAGACUCGGUCUGGGAGAAUAGACCUGUUUGGCUUCUCUGCUCUGUGGGACUUCAUGCAGCGUUGGAAAGCGCUCUUUCAGCAGUACGACAGAGACCGCUCAGGUUGUAUCAGCAGUGCCGAGCUACACCAAGCCCUCGCUCAGAUGGGCUACAACCUCAGCCCUCAGUUUUCUGAGACAUUGGUACGACACUUCAUAGUGCGAGGUGGGCCUGGCAUCCAGCUAGACCGUUUCAUCCUCUGCACCCAACUCCAGACUAUGACCCAGGUCUUCAGGGAGAGAGACACCAACAUGACGGGCAACAUCCGCCUCAGCUACGAAGACUUCCUCUCUGGGACCGUCACCAGGCUCAUGUGAGCCUCAUCAGUGUCAUUCCAUGUUCAGGUCAUUUUGCUCAGAUUGAAAUACUCUUCCAUAAGUGCCCAACUUGCUGCUAUAUCUAUAUUACAUCAGCCAUCCACUCAUUCCAUGGCUUGUUGCUUUGAAUAGAUAAAGCUUAGCUCCAUGCAACGGGGAACAGCAUUAAGGUUCCUUGGUGACUAUCAGGUUUGUCUUUUGUUAACCGAUACCAGUACUUGAUUAAAAUGAUGGAGCCUAAUUCUGAUACAAGUGAGCACGUAUUUACCUCCUGUUUUUAUUUACAGUGCGUUGCCCUGACAACCAUACUGACAACAAUCUGUCUUGACUGAAUGAGUUCAAAGACUUGGCUUGAGAAGGAAACGUGAUAGGUGUGAAAAACAUAACAAAAUCCACCAGAGAUGGAUUUUAAUGUCCUGCAAUCAACUGGAGGAUAAUAAUUAUGCAAACCCAUAAGUCGGACCUUGUAAAUUCAUUUACAUUUUACAGCACAGGAUUAUGUUUUAUACAUACAUUAACAUUUGAUUCAUUGUAAUUAGGGCUAUUCAGCAUUUCCACAGGAUCACUUGUAUUGAAUUGCUUGUAUUGAAAGCAGAAUGACUUUCACUUGUAGUGGAGUUAAAGGCGUAGGUGUUAGAGCUUGGAAAGCUUACUUUUAAGUGUUCAUAUAGAAUAAAUGUAUUCAUGUUUCUGCUAAAUUGCACUCUUGUAAGCCAGUAAAAUAUGAAGACCAAUAAUCUGUGGCCAAAAGACAAGCACUUCAAGCUCCUCUGUAUUUUUUAUUCUUUCACCUUGAUCUCAAAGAUUUGGGAACUUUAGAAACUUUGGGGCUUGUUCAUUAAAAGGAAUACACUCCGCACAUGUUAUUAAGAAACAUGCCAAAAUGGUUCCUAAUGCCAAAAACAAAUGCAAGCUUUUAUAUCACAUUUUUGAUGUAUAAAUAAUAUUGUUUGAAUGCAUUUGCGAUGCUAGAAAAAUGCAGUUUCCUUCUUUUUAAACUUUUACUUUUAUUAUAUGAGCUGAAUAAUGGGAUUGAAUGAGAAAUCUGUAUCUUAAGGAAACAAAUAUUGCAUAAAGACCACUUAUGUAUCAAUAAAGUAUGUGAAACAUUUCUAAAA
This is a messenger RNA of Notolabrus celidotus (New Zealand spotty), 2038 nucleotides long. RefSeq names its product penta-EF-hand domain containing 1 (gene pef1). Lineage: Eukaryota; Metazoa; Chordata; Actinopteri; Labriformes; Labridae. Gene Ontology annotation, molecular function: calcium ion binding. Gene Ontology annotation, biological process: COPII vesicle coat assembly. The record is from RefSeq and is a predicted model, not a curated record.